This is a messenger RNA of Wallemia ichthyophaga EXF-994, 849 nucleotides long. RefSeq names its product U6 snRNA-associated Sm-like protein LSm1. Gene Ontology annotation, biological process: deadenylation-dependent decapping of nuclear-transcribed mRNA. Gene Ontology annotation, molecular function: RNA cap binding. The transcript has 4 exons. The coding region runs from base 1 to 849 and encodes 282 amino acids. The record is from RefSeq and is a predicted model, not a curated record. Lineage: Eukaryota; Fungi; Basidiomycota; Wallemiomycetes; Wallemiales; Wallemiaceae. Gene Ontology annotation, cellular component: P-body; Lsm1-7-Pat1 complex.
AUGGAAGCACUGGUGCCGUUCACGACGUCCGGGCAGCUGCUUAACUGCGUGGAUAAGAAGAUGCUGGUGGCACUUAGAGAUGGCAGGAAGAUUUUCGGCGUGCUGAGAUCAUAUGAUCAAUUCGCCAAUUUGGUCCUGAAUGAUGCAGUUGAGCGAAUACACGCAGAGGAUGAAUACGCAGAUAUACCGCGCGGGUUAUACUUGAUUAGAGGAGAGAACGUUGUACUGAUGGGUGAAGUUGACUUGGAUUUCGAAGAUGUCGUACCACUCAAAUCAGCACCAAUUGAAGACGUUCUCAAUAAAACAGCUGUACUGGAUGAAAAUAGAGCGGUGGCUGAUAGUGUAAGAGACGCUGUACUUAGACAGCGUGGAUUUUGCACUGAGAGGGUCGACGGUGACGUAGACGUGCACAACUACGGACACGAGCCAUCGACGAGUGCAUUCACGAGACAGCAGCAGGUACAACACGCUGAGCAGCUUAAGAGAGAUGCGGAAUUGGAAGCCGAAGCUGAAGCAGCGUUGCAGAUGGAGCAGCAGAGGGCGUAUAUAAUGCAACAACAGCAACACCAACAACAGCAGCAGCAGCAAGCGAGUGAAUUGAAGGCUAUCGAAGAGCAACAGAUGCUUAUGGCACAACAGCAGCAGAUGGCAUUCACUCAACAGCAGCAACAUCUCGCGCAGCAACAUGCUCAACAGCCACAACAUGCGCAAAGUGUGCAACCCGUACAAUCCAUGCAAACACCACAAACACCCAUUCUCACACCUGAACAGCACCAACGCUUCAUCCACCACCAGCAGCAGCAAUUCUACCAACAACAACAACAGCAACAUAAUCAAUUCAGAUAUUAA